Daphnia pulicaria is the source of this 729-nucleotide messenger RNA. Its product is annotated as lactosylceramide 4-alpha-galactosyltransferase-like. Gene Ontology annotation, biological process: glycosphingolipid biosynthetic process. Gene Ontology annotation, molecular function: hexosyltransferase activity. The coding region runs from base 1 to 729 and encodes 242 amino acids. The transcript has 3 exons. The record is from RefSeq and is a predicted model, not a curated record. NCBI's taxonomy places the organism in Eukaryota, Metazoa, Arthropoda, Branchiopoda, Diplostraca, Daphniidae.
AUGGGUGGGCGAAUCAACUUUAGCCUAGUCACGCUGAAAAAGCUGAAGGAGAAAUACGACAACAUUCACCUAAUCAGUUUCAAUCUGGACGAUUACAUGGCCAAAACUCCGCUCGAGUAUUGGUACCAUUGCAACGGCUGGAGGGACGGGCCUUUUCACGUGUCUCAUCUCAGCGACGGACUUCUAUUCUUAACGCUGCACAAGUACGGCGGAUACUAUUUCGAUCUGGGCGUGAUAUCCGUCCGCCCAGUCACAGACCUGCGCAAUUUUGUAGCCGCUGAAUCGGACGACUAUCUCGGCAGUGGGGUCCUCCAUGCGGAUUUCAAGAAUCCCGUCAUGGAAUUGGCCGUCAAAGAUUUUGCCGCCAAUUACCGGUCAGACGUAUGGGGCCACAAUUGUCCCGCUUUGUUGCGAUUUCAGUUCCUGAAAAAUUGGUGUAAAGCCCAGGAUCUCCUGGAGAUGAACUAUGUCAGUUGUCACGAGUUCAACGUUCUUCACUACUCGUCGUUUUGCCCCGUCUACUAUUCGGUUGCGACGAAAGAAUUUUUCAUCCAUCGACUGGCCAACCAAAGUCUACCUGCUUGGCUCACCGACCAGGUGGUUGGCGUUAACACCUGGAACAAGUUGACGUACAACAAACCAAUUUACAAGAAUUCGACCCAUCGUUACACUUUGCUGGCCCGAAAUCUUUGCCCGUCCAUUUUCGCUAUUGCUCCCGAAAUCUUUUAA